GCCUCAGCUACAGAACAUUUUGUUCAAUCUGUGAAAAACCCUCCAUCAGAUGAGUUUUUUGAGGAGGUAGAUAGUGAUGAGGAACUUGCAUUACCUGCAGAGAAAAAGCAUCACCGAGGCGAUGCGGAACUUCCAAAGGAGCAAGAGACUCUUUAUCCACCACUUGAUCCCUCUGAUGAUAAAGACCAGAUUUCCAUUCCUACUUUAAACACAAAUGGAUCUGUUCUUGAUUCUGUCGGGCGACUUGUCUCCUCCGUCACAACCAAAAUUCCUGAAUAUCAACGUAUUACUAUUCUAAGUUCGAAUGUAUCCGAAGGAGCUGAUCAUUUGGACUUGCUUCCUCCCAAUGUCGCAAAAGAGCAUGCAGCAAUCACUCAAUCUUCCCCAGCAUCAAGUUGUUUUAACCUCGAGCAAUGCGAAGAAAACACUGAUAAGGAUUCUUCUGAUAAAAAAUCAUGUAAUGGUUGGUUGAUUCAGCCUGCAUACGUAUUUGCUUGUCUAUUUCCACUUAAUUUACUAGAAUUUUAG
This is a messenger RNA of Protopolystoma xenopodis, 528 nucleotides long. The record is from the annotation of a GenBank genome assembly. Lineage: Eukaryota; Metazoa; Platyhelminthes; Monogenea; Polystomatidea; Polystomatidae.